Trichechus manatus latirostris (Florida manatee) is the source of this 1557-nucleotide messenger RNA. RefSeq names its product inhibitor of growth family member 4 (gene ING4). The coding region runs from base 225 to 893 and encodes 222 amino acids. Gene Ontology annotation, cellular component: nucleus. Lineage: Eukaryota; Metazoa; Chordata; Mammalia; Sirenia; Trichechidae. The transcript is spliced from 9 exons. The record is from RefSeq and is a predicted model, not a curated record. Gene Ontology annotation, biological process: regulation of DNA-templated transcription; positive regulation of apoptotic process.
UCGGAAGUUGCUUUGUUUUGCUUCAAGAUGGCUGCGGGGAUGUAUUUGGAACAUUACCUGGACAGGACAGGCUAAGGAGACGUCAAUGUUGGAAUUACCGGAAGGUAUAUGACAAGAUUUGGAAUCCUAAGAGGAAGAAAGUUACUCGAAGGAGAGAAGACGGUGUCAACUUCUGCAGAGGUAUUGAAAACCUCCCCUUUGAGUUGCAGAGAAACUUUCAGCUCAUGAGGGACCUAGACCAAAGAACAGAGGACCUGAAGGCUGAAAUUGACAAGUUGGCCACUGAGUAUAUGAGUAGCGCCCGCAGCCUGAGCUCCGAGGAAAAAUUGGCCCUUCUGAAACAGAUCCAGGAAGCCUAUGGCAAGUGCAAGGAAUUUGGUGAUGACAAGGUGCAGCUUGCCAUGCAGACCUAUGAGAUGGUGGACAAACACAUACGGCGGCUAGACACAGACCUGGCGCGUUUUGAGGCUGAUCUGAAGGAGAAACAGAUUGAGUCAAGUGACUAUGACAGCUCCUCCAGCAAAGGCAAAAAGAAAGGUCGGACUCAAAAGGAGAAAAAAGCUGCCCGUGCUCGCUCCAAAGGGAAAAACUCAGAUGAAGAAGCCCCCAAGGCUGCCCAGAAGAAAUUAAAGCUUGUGCGCACAAGUCCUGAGUAUGGGAUGCCCUCAGUGACCUUUGGCAGUGUCCACCCCUCUGAUGUGUUGGAUAUGCCUGUGGAUCCCAAUGAACCCACCUACUGCCUUUGUCACCAGGUUUCCUAUGGAGAAAUGAUUGGCUGUGACAACCCUGAUUGUUCCAUCGAGUGGUUCCACUUUGCGUGCGUGGGGCUGACAACCAAGCCUCGAGGGAAAUGGUUUUGCCCACGCUGCUCCCAAGAACGGAAGAAGAAAUAGAUAAGGCCUUGGAUUCCAACACAGUUUCUUCCAUGUCCCUUGACCUGGGCUAGUGGGGAGAGGAAUGCCUGUGCUGGGGUCAGGGGGUUCAGAGAGAAGUGGAUGGUACAGUAUUGUCAUCCUUUCUCCACCCCUCCCCCCACUCCUGGUGCUGAGGCUGCAUCCAUACCCUGGUAGGGAGGGGUGCUCCUGCCACUAACGGUAUGUGCUCUCAUUCAGCCCUCCCCCUUCAGGGGAAAGUGGUCUUGCCCACUCUCCUUUUGCCUCCAUGCUGAGGUUGGUGCUGUAUUUCAGAGGGGUGGUCCUCUUUAUUCUCCUUGCUUUGUAUUUAAGGACUGGAGCAGUAGCAUGGGGGCAUUCCACCGGCCCUCUAGCUUCCUCCCCCCACAAUGAGGGGGCUAUGGUGUGAUAAACUUUCUUCUCCAUUCUCUUCCUGCUUUUUCCAUGGUGCAGGCUCCCCAGAUCAUCUGGGUUGUGGCCCUAUUCGAAAGGACACCCCUUCCUCCAUGCCAAGGGGAUUCAUCCUGGCUUUAUGAAUGGGGGAGGGCAGGUGAUAUGCAGAUAACAAGUGUAAAGGAACUUGGGUAGGUGAAUAAAAGCUAUACAUGUUGGCCUGCUGUGUUUAAUAUACAUUCACUAUUUUACUAUAAUGUUCUAAGCAUUC